CAGGGAGUCCGUUUUGCUCGUAAAUUCCGAGAGAGAGAGAAUUGCAAUAUCGAUGUGAUUAAACCGAGUAUCGUCAUAUCUGAUAUUCGUGUUGGAACAUUAGGGUAUGUAGCCGGUCAGUUAAUUUCAACAACCUAAAUUAAGGAGAUCUGACGCUGUCGAAUGUCGCUGUUCGUGCAGCCUGGAGCAAGAUAGGGAUUACUGUAGCAGCUAGCACAACUUAGUCGGUGUAGCAAGCUAUCUAGUUAGCAAGCAAAUGUUGGCAUAUCACUGGAAGCUUUGGUAUCGUUCAAGAGAAGCGAGGGAUCUGGUGUUUAAUUUACGCAAGAUCAUAACCAGGAUUGUAGAUCAUUAGAGUCGCCGGUGACUUCUUAAAGUCUCAAAUUAUUGGCCACUCUGUUAGCUCGCAGGCUAAUGUUAAGCAGUGGCUAGCUAGUCAACGUUAUCGUUCAUCGUUACGGCACGGGAUUGUUUUACUUAGCUCGAGCUAACUGGAAGAGCAAGCAACCAACUAAUAUCACCACGCUGAAAAAUUACGAUCAAGGGCUAUGUCUUCGUCGGCCACCACACCUCCGUCGGUGGACAAAGUGGAUGGAUUCUCGCGGAAGUCGGUGCGAAAGGCCAAGCAGAAGCGGGCCCAGAGCUCCUCCCAGUUCCGAUCUCAGGAUAAACCCAUUGAGCUGGCCCAGCUGCCACUGCUCAAAGAUGUGUCAGCUCAGGAACAGCCAGAGUUGUUUGUGAAGAAGCUUCAACAAUGCUGUACCCUCUUUGACUUCAUGGACACGCUCUCCGAUCUCAAAAUGAAGGAGUACAAGCGUUCCACGCUCAACGAGCUGGUGGAUUACGUUACCGUCAGCAGGGGCUACCUCACAGAACAGACUUACCCUGAGGUGGUCAAAAUGGUGUCCUACAAUAUUUUCCGGACCCUUCCACCGAGUGACAGUAAUGAGUUUGACCCGGAGGAGGAUGAACCCACGCUGGAGGCCUCAUGGCCACACCUACAGCUGGUUUAUGAGUUCUUCAUUCGGUUCCUGGAGAGCCAAGAGUUUCAGCCCAGCGUUGCCAAAAAGUACAUUGACCAGAAAUUUGUAUUACAGCUCCUGGAGCUGUUUGACAGCGAGGACCCCCGAGAACGGGACUGCCUGAAGACAGUCCUGCACAGAAUCUACGGAAAGUUUCUGGGCCUCAGGGCAUUCAUCCGCAAACAGAUAAAUAAUAUUUUUCUAUGUUUUAUCUAUGAAACAGAGCACUUCAAUGGAGUGGCAGAAUUGCUGGAGAUCCUGGGGAGCAUAAUCAAUGGUUUUGCUCUGCCUCUGAAAGCUGAGCACAAACAGUUCCUGGUCAAAGUCUUACUUCCUCUACACACAGCACGGAGUUUGUCCCUCUUCCACGCACAGCUGGCUUAUUGUAUUGUACAGUUCCUUGAGAAAGAUCCCACGUUAACAGAACCAGUAAUCAGAGGCUUGUUGAAGUAUUGGCCAAAAACCUGCAGUCAGAAAGAGGUGAUGUUCCUCGGAGAGCUUGAAGAGAUUCUGGACGUUAUUGAGCCCACACAGUUUGUCAAAAUCCAAGACCCCCUUUUUAAGCAGAUCUCCAGAUGUGUGUCCAGCCCUCAUUUUCAGGUGGCAGAGAGAGCCUUGUACUACUGGAACAAUGAGUACAUCAUGAGUCUGAUUGAAGAGAACUCCAGUGUCAUCCUGCCCAUCAUGUUUGCCAGUCUCUACAGGGUCUCCAAAGAGCACUGGAACCCGGCGAUAUCAGCUUUAAUCUACAACGUGCUCAAAGCGUUCAUGGAGAUGAACAGCGCUUUAUUUGACGAACUCGCCGCAACUUAUAAAGCUGACCGCCAGAGGGAAAAGAAGAAAGACAAGGAACGGGAGGAUUUGUGGAAGAAGUUGGAGGACCUUGAAUUAAGGCGAGGCAUCCAGAACAGCGACGGGGUCAUUCCAACCUAACGUAGACAGGGCACCGCCCCUUCACUUAACUCCAACCAGUCAACUUCCGCUCUGCCAGAGGGACUCCACCCCCUUCCCACCCCCACACAUAUCGUGCUGUGUACUUUACUGUCGACUUCCACGUUUGUUUGUCUCUUAUUUCAGCAGCACUGUAUAUACCCCCACUCCACUUCCUUUACAACGAUGCUUUAUUGACACAACAGAAGACAAAGGAAGGAAAAAAAGAAAGAAAAGAAAAAGGAAGUGUGUGUCUGUGUUCAUCUGAAGAGACUCAGAAUGUGCUCCUUAAA
This is a messenger RNA of Chanos chanos (milkfish), 2245 nucleotides long. RefSeq names its product protein phosphatase 2, regulatory subunit B', epsilon isoform a (gene ppp2r5ea). The record is from RefSeq and is a predicted model, not a curated record. Gene Ontology annotation, biological process: protein dephosphorylation; signal transduction. The transcript is spliced from 14 exons. Gene Ontology annotation, molecular function: protein phosphatase activator activity. Gene Ontology annotation, cellular component: cytosol; protein phosphatase type 2A complex; nucleus. The coding region runs from base 549 to 1955 and encodes 468 amino acids. NCBI's taxonomy places the organism in Eukaryota, Metazoa, Chordata, Actinopteri, Gonorynchiformes, Chanidae.